AUGGAAAAUGGACAGAUAAACGAAAACGAUAUACAAAAUAAGGUUAUCCAUAAAAAAAAAAAACAAAAAAUGAAUAAUUUUACAACUAUAGAAAAUGAAACAGGUCUCAAAAAAAUAAAAAAAAACAUAGAAGAGAACAAUACCAAUAAUAGUUAUGAAGAACCACUACCUUUUGAUUUCCUCACUGAAAAUGAUUAUAAAGAAUAUGAAAGUUUUGCUAACUUUUUUGAAGACCAAUUUUCAAAAAUUAACAUAAAGGAUAUAAAUAAUAAAAUAAAUGAAAUAAGAAAUGAAGGAAAUUCAUAUUUUUCAAACUAUUUAAAUAGUUCAGAUGAAAGUGAUGCUGAAAGAAUGGAAAAAGGGGAUCAAUGUGAUUCAGUUUUUAAGCAAACAAAGGAAUAUAACAAAAACUUAAAAUUAAUAAAUAUAAAAAAAAACAAAAGAGCGAGAUUAAAUAUAAUAGUUAUAAAAAAAAAGUAUAUAGAUAAUAAUUCAACAGUUGAAGAAAAAGGGAAGGAAAUAAAAAAAAAUACAAUAAUUAUAUCACCCCUAUUUAUGCCUGUUGGUACAAAAUGUUGUAUUAAAGGUCUAAUAGAAGAAGAAGUAAAACAAAUAUGUAAUUACAUUAUUUUAAGUAACACUUAUCAUGUGUCAAAUAUUUAUGAUAUGACGAUAUUUCAAAAAAAUAAAGAUAUUAACAAUUUUAUAAGGUUCCCAAAUUCAAUGCUUACAGAUUCGGGUGGAUUUCAAAUGGUUUCUCUUAGUAAGAGAAUUAAAAUAUUAGAAGAAGGAAUAUUAUUUAACAACAUAUAUGAUAGUUCAGUUAUUAAGAGAAAUAUGGAAUUUCUUCUAAAGGAUGAAACCGAUUGUGGUAAGGCAACUGAAAGUGGUGAAAUAAAUAAAGAUAUCGAUUUAAACGAAGGGGAAGAUAUACUUCUUACCCCUGAAAAAUCAAUUCAACUACAAAAUAUGAUUGGAAGUGAUAUAAUAAUGGCAUUAGAUGAUGUUCGACCUGCCACAGAAAGUGAUAUAAAUAAAAUUGAGGAAGCAACUUAUAGAACAAAUAGAUGGUUAGAGAGGUGUAUAAAAAGUCAUGGAAAAAAAGAAGAUCAAACUUUAUUUGGAAUAAUACAAGGUGGAUUACAUAUUGAUUUAAGAAAUAAAUCUAUGGAUUUUAUUUUACGACAGAAAUUAAAUGGAUAUGCUAUAGGGGGGUUAUGUGGAGGUGAAAAAAAAAAAAAAUUUAUAGAAAUAAUAAAUCAUUGUUCUAAUGAAAAUAAUUUAAAAUAUAAUUAUUUACCAAUAAAUAAAUGUAGAUAUAUAAUGGGUAUAGGAUAUUUAAUGGAUAUAUUAUUUUGUUCGAUUUUAGGAUAUGAUAUGUAUGAUUGUGUAUAUCCAUCAAGAACUGCCAGAUUUAAUACAGCAUUAAGUUAUGAUGGAACAUUAAAAUUAAAACAAGCUAAAUAUAAAUAUGAUUUUACACCACUUGUUAAAAAUUGUUCUUGUUAUGUUUGUAAUAAUUAUUCUAAAUCAUUUUUACAUUUACUUAUAACUAAAAAAAAUCCGGUUGUUAAUACUUUAUUAACAAUUCAUAAUAUUUUUUUUACACUCCAUUUUUGCUAUCUAAUGAGGGUAUCUAUUUUUUCGAACAAAAUAGACUAUUUUGUUACCACUGCUUUGUAUAACAAUUUUGUCAUUGGAUAUAAAAAUGGAAAUUACAAAAUCCCAGACAGUAACAUGACUGAUAGUGAUAAUACACCAGUAAAUAAUGACCCAAUAAAUAUAUGCAGUAAUAAUACAGUUGUGAAAGAAACAAAUGGGGUAUCAGAAAAUUAUGACUAUUCUGCUAAUAAUUUAAAAAAUGAAUUUUCCACCUCAAAAAAUGACAAAAUAAAUGAACUAAUAAAGCGAUUACCAAUUUGGGCAUUAGAAGCCUUGAAAUAUGCAAAUAUAGAACUUAAGUUUUGA
Plasmodium vinckei vinckei is the source of this 1968-nucleotide messenger RNA. Its product is annotated as queuine tRNA-ribosyltransferase, putative. Gene Ontology annotation, biological process: tRNA queuosine(34) biosynthetic process; tRNA wobble guanine modification. The transcript has a single exon. The record is from RefSeq and is a predicted model, not a curated record. The coding region runs from base 1 to 1968 and encodes 655 amino acids. Lineage: Eukaryota; Apicomplexa; Aconoidasida; Haemosporida; Plasmodiidae. Gene Ontology annotation, molecular function: tRNA-guanosine(34) queuine transglycosylase activity. Gene Ontology annotation, cellular component: cytoplasm.